This is a messenger RNA of Trichosurus vulpecula (common brushtail), 2378 nucleotides long. It is a transcript of the gene POU2F1, whose product is annotated as POU class 2 homeobox 1. Gene Ontology annotation, cellular component: nucleus. NCBI's taxonomy places the organism in Eukaryota, Metazoa, Chordata, Mammalia, Diprotodontia, Phalangeridae. The coding region runs from base 1 to 2256 and encodes 751 amino acids. The record is from RefSeq and is a predicted model, not a curated record. The transcript has 16 exons. Gene Ontology annotation, biological process: regulation of transcription by RNA polymerase II. Gene Ontology annotation, molecular function: RNA polymerase II cis-regulatory region sequence-specific DNA binding; DNA-binding transcription factor activity, RNA polymerase II-specific.
AUGCUGGACUGCAGUGACUAUGUUCUAGAUUCAAGAAUGAACAAUCCGUCAGAAACGAGUAAACCAUCAAUGGAAAGUGGCGAUGCCAAUACAGGUACACAGACAAAUGGCCUAGACUUCCAGAAGCAGCCUGUUCCUGUUGGAGGAGCAAUCUCUUCAGCUCAGGCUCAGGCCUUCCUUGGACACCUCCAUCAGGUCCAACUCGCUGGAACAAGUUUACAGGCCGCUGCUCAGUCCUUAAAUGUACAGUCUAAAUCUAAUGAAGAAUCUGGGGACUCCCAGCAGCCAAGCCAGCCUUCCCAGCAGCCUUCAGUGCAGGCACCCAUCCCCCAAACUCAGCUCAUGCUGGCUGGAGGACAGAUAACAGGGCUUGCCCUGACACCGGCUCAGCAGCAGUUACUGCUACAGCAGGCACAGGCCCAGCUGCUGGCAGCAGCAGUUCAGCAUUCAGCCAGCCAGCAGCACAGUGCCGCGGGUGCAACCAUCUCGGCCUCCGCUGCAACACCCAUGACGCAGAUCCCCCUGUCACAGCCCAUACAGAUUGCACAGGAUCUGCAACAGCUGCAACAGCUACAACAGCAGAAUCUCAACCUGCAACAGUUUGUGUUGGUGCAUCCAACCACCAACUUGCAACCAGCACAGUUUAUCAUCUCUCAGACUCCACAGGGGCAGCAGGGCCUCUUACAAGCGCAGAAUCUUUUAACACAACUACCUCAGCAAAGCCAAGCCAACCUCCUGCAGUCUCAGCCAAGCAUCACCCUCACCUCACAGCCAGCAACCCCAACACGCACAAUAGCAGCAACCCCAAUUCAGACACUCCCACAGAGCCAGUCAACACCAAAGCGAAUUGAUACGCCCAGCUUGGAGGAGCCCAGUGACCUUGAGGAGCUUGAGCAGUUUGCCAAGACUUUCAAACAAAGACGGAUCAAACUUGGAUUCACUCAGGGUGAUGUUGGGCUCGCUAUGGGCAAGCUCUAUGGAAAUGACUUCAGCCAAACUACCAUCUCUCGCUUUGAAGCCUUGAACCUCAGCUUUAAGAACAUGUGCAAGUUAAAGCCACUUCUAGAGAAGUGGCUCAAUGACGCAGAGAACCUCUCAUCUGAUUCAGCACUCUCUAGCCCAAAUGCCCUGGAUUCUCCAGGGCACGGGAUUGAGGGUUUGAACCGCAGGAGGAAGAAACGCACCAGCAUAGAGACCAACAUUCGUGUGGCCUUAGAGAAGAGUUUCCUGGAGAAUCAAAAGCCUACCUCGGAAGAAAUCACCAUGAUUGCUGAUCAACUGAAAAUGGAAAAGGAGGUGAUCCGUGUUUGGUUUUGUAAUCGCCGCCAGAAGGAGAAAAGGAUUAAUCCACCUAGUAGUGGUGGGACCAGCAGCUCACCUAUAAAAGCAAUUUUUCCCAGUCCAACCUCACUGGUGGCAACCACGCCAAGCCUUGUGACAAGCAGUGCAGCCACCACUCUGACGGUCAAUCCCGUACUCCCUCUAACCAGCGCUGCAGUAACCAAUCUCUCUGUUACAGGCACUACAGAAACCACUUCCAACAACACCGCAACAGUGAUUUCGACAGCACCUCCAGCUUCCUCAGCAGUGACACCCCCCUCUCUGAGCCCCUCCCCUUCUGCCUCCGCCUCUGAGGCAUCCAGUGCCAGCGAGACCAGCACAACACAGACCACCUCCACCCCUCUGUCCUCCCCUCUUGGGACCAGCCAGGUGAUGGUGACAGCAUCCGGGCUGCAGACGGCAGCAGCUGCCCUCCAAGGAGCUGCCCAGUUGCCUGCCAAUGCCAGUCUGGCUGCAAUGGCUGCUGCAGCAGGAUUAAGUCCAGGGCUGAUGGCACCCUCACAGUUUGCAGCUGGAGGUGCCUUACUCAGUCUCAACCCAGGGACGCUGGGCAGUGCUCUCAGCCCGGCUCUGAUGAGCAACAGUACACUCGCAACCAUUCAAGCUCUUGCAUCUGGUGGAUCUCUUCCAAUAACAUCACUGGAUGCAACUGGAAACCUGGUAUUUGCCAAUGCAGGAGGAACUCCUAACAUCGUGACUGCCCCACUGUUCCUGAAUCCUCAGAACCUAUCUCUGCUCACCAGCAACCCAGUUAGCCUGGUCUCUGCAGCUGCAGCCUCCGCAGGGACCUCUGGACCAGUUGCCAGCCUUCAUGCCACCUCCGCCUCAGCUGAGUCCAUCCAAAACUCUCUCUUCACUGUGGCCUCUGCUAGUGGGGCUGCUUCCACCACCACUACUGCCUCUAAGGCACAGUGAGCUGGGUCAAGCUGGGCUGCCACCAGCCUUUUCACUUUGCAGGGGGAUUGGCUGCUGGCUGGGUUUAAAACUGAAAAUAUGAUUGGCUUUCUCUCACCAUGUUGCUGGGGACAAGGGAGAGA